AUGAAGAGCACAGUCGCUGUGUUGGCCGUUGCGGCCGGCAUUCAGCAAGCAUCCGGCACCUUGAUCGACUUCAGUUCGCACAAAAAUACCUACAGCAGUUCUCAAAACAGCAAGAACGUCUGCGAUGAGCAGCAGCGUCAAGGCUGGGACUGGUCCGAUCUGGAGACCGGCGAGGUUUCCUCGUACGGAAACUUCUCUCUCAACCGCUUCACUUGCAACGAGAAGAGCAAUGACAAGCGCACCCUUUUCAGCCUCAAGAGCCAUCUUGCCGGCUUGAAGAACCAUUUCGCCAACAAGGUUAUCGAGGGAGUCUGCCAGUCCGACGCUAGCCUCUGCCCCGAGAUCCAUCACAAGUCCAACCUGCCCUUCUCCAUUGCCAAGGUGGAUGCCUCGUGCGAGUACGAUGCUCGCAUCGAGCUCCAGUACGAGAUGCCUGGCGGUGAGAUCUGCAGGACCAGCCACGACUGCUCCACCACAAGCGCGCCAAUCUUCAACGAGAAGUGCCUCGGCGCCAAGAAGGUUCGCUUUGUUCUCGCCGAGGCCGGCGACAAGGAGUGCAAGAUUUCCAUCAACAAGAUCCAGUGGGAUUGCAACGCCAAGCCCAAGAUGAAGCUUGCCAUGUUCCAACAGUACGACUCCUCGUACGGAACGCCCAUCGACUUUGGAGGCUUGUCAGCCCCCGCCGGUGGUGCUGACCUCUCGUCCUCAUAUGGACAGGCCCAAGCCCCCGCUGGUGGAAAUGACCUUGGAUCUACUUUUGGAACCCCCCCCGCCGGCGGGUCCGAGUAUGCUACUCCCCAGGGGCCUCCCGCUGCCGUUGAGCCCCAGGGGCCUCCCGCUGCCGUUGAGCCCCAGGGGCCUCCCGCUGCCGUUGAGCCCCAGGGGCCUCCCGCUGCCGUUGAGCCCCAGGGGCCUCCCGCUGCCGUUGAGCCCCAGGGGCCUCCCGCUGCCGUUGAGCCCCAGGGGCCACCUGCUGCCCUUGAGCCCCAGGGGCCACCUGCUGCCCUUGAGCCCCAGGGGCCACCCGGUGCCGGUGCCGAAUACACUGCGCCCAACGGCACUCCGGCUGGCGCGCCCAAUGGGCCACCCGGUGCCGGUGCCGAAACCAACGCGCCCGAUGGCACACCGGCUGGCACCACGCCCCCUGGACCUCCCGGUUCCGGUUCCGAAUACACCGCGCCCGAUGGCACACCGGCUGGCACGCCCCCUGGGCCUCCCGGUUCCGGUUCCGAGUACACUGCGCCCGAUGGCACACCGGCUGGCACCACCCCCCCUGGACCGCCCGCCCCGAUCAACACUCCGGUUGAUGCUGCCACUCAGCCAGCCAACACGCCUGUCGAUGGUUAUGCCACCCCAGGGGUCGUUCAGCCCACGGAGGCUUCCCAACCCGCUGUGGAGCCCACGCCAGUUGUCGAGUCCAACCCUGUGACUGGAGAGACCAUGACUCCAGCGGUUGACCCGUACUCUCAACCCGGACAGCCGGCCGAGUCCUCGAUGCCCGUUGAGUCGAUUCCCGGCCAGUCCUCGAUGCCCGCCGAGUCGAUGCCCGGUCAGCCCUCGCUGCCCGCCGAGUCGAUGCCCGCCGAGUCGAUGCCCGCCGAGUCGAUGCCCGGUCAGCCCUCGAUGCCCGUUGAGUCGAUGCCCGCCGCCACCUCUGGAUUGGAAACCGCGCCUGUUGAGACCGGUUACAACACCCCAUCCAUUGCGCAGAGCAGCUUCGUCCAGACUGCCAUGACAUCCUACAGCACCAACGUCUAUCAGUCUACCUCGACGGUCUGGGAUACGUACAUGUCUACCAUCACCAGCUGCGCUCCCGAGAUCCCCAACUGCCCCGCCAUUCCUCCUGGUGGCGUUGCCGUUGUCACCAUGUCUACUGCCCUGAGAACUACCAUUUGCCCCGUCACCGAGGUUCUCUCCAAUGUCAUUCCCGGAGCGACCUACCUGCCUGGCGAGACUAUUAUUCCUGCCGUUGUUCCCGGAACGAACCCUGCUGUCGUUCCCGUUCCCGGCGAGACCAACCCUGUUGUUGUCCCCCCUGUUGUUGUUCCCGGUUCGACCUACACCCCUGAGGGCCAGAACACUCCCGUCGUUGUCCCCGCCUCGACCUACCAGUCUCAGGUCCAGCCUGGCGUGCAGACCCCUGUUGUUGUUCCCGGUUCGACCUACACCCCCGAGGGCCAGAACACUCCUGUCGUUGUCCCCGCCUCGACGAUCCAGCCUGGCGCGCAAACUCCCGUCUCCUACGAGCCGGAGGUGACAAGCUACAGCGAGCGAAUCUAUCAGGGCACCUCGACCAUCUACGGUACAUCCAUGUCCACCAUCUACAAGUGUGGUCCUGAGAUUCCCAACUGCCCUGCCAUCACCCCGGGAGGUUCUGCUGUCGUUCCGGUUCCGUACGCCAUGCAGACCACCGUCUGCCCCAUGACCGACCGUGUCCCUGUUGUCAUUCCCGGAAGGCCCAUAUACCCCAACGGUCCCAACGGCCCCAUGGGCCCGAACGGUCCCGUCUACCCAGUGGGCCCGAACCGCCCCAUGGGCCCUCAGUACCCGAACGGCCCUCAGUACCCCAACGGUCCUCAGUACCCGAACGGUCCCCAGUACCCGAACGGUCCCAACAACCCCCAGUACCCGGUCGGACGUGUCUACACCUCCGUCUACCAGUCUUGGUCUACUUGCUACAGGCAGAACGUCGUUCCCAUCACCCAGUACCGCCCGGACAUUCCCAACUGCCCUUAUGUCAGGCCUGGUGAAACUGCCUACGUGACCAUUUCGGUUCCCUACAGCAGCACGCAGGUCACAGUCACCAAGACCAUCACCGAAGGCGUUCCCCACCAGCCCUCAGUCCGUGUCUACCAGACGGUCUCGACUUUCUUCAGUGCCUCGACCGCUACCAUCACGGCCUAUCGCUCCGAUAUUCCCAACUGCCCUCAUCCUAAGCCUGGUGAGACGGUCUACGUCACGGUAUCGGUUCCUUACAGCAGCAGGACAUACACCAUCACCGAGACUGUCGGCGUCCCCGGCCAGCCCACGCCCGUGGUCCAGCCGCCUGUCAUUCCUGGCCAGCCGCCUGUCGUCAUUCCUGGCCAGCCGCCUGUCGUCGUUCCUGGCCAGCCCCCCGUCGUCGUUCCUGGCCAGCCCACGCCGGUGGUCAUGCCGCCGCCGGAGAUCCCCGGUCAGCCGCCUGUCGUCAUUCCUGGCCAGCCGCCUGUCGUUGUUCCGGGCCAGCCGACGCCGGUGGUUACCGUCAUGCCGGAGCCCAACGUUGUCCCGCCUUUCCCUUCUGUCGUUCCCCAGUGCGUCAACACGCACUUGGAGAUGGCGAAGUGUGCCAACAACAUGGACAUGUCCUGCUACUGCCCCAGCGAGGAGUUUGUCAAGAACAUCUACGAAUGCAUGUACGCUCAUGAGAUGAACGGCGACAAGGUCGCCGAGGCCAUUGCCUACUUCCAGGGCCUCUGCAGGACCUAUAUCCCCAAGAACCCUGCGAUCGUGACGGCUGCCGAGAUCAUCACCAACCGCAUUACCGUCACUGGCACCCCCCGCGUCACCUCGGCCUCGUACACGACAGUUGUCCUCACCAGCCAGGUUGUCGAGCCCAACACCGUCGAGGGCAACACCGUCACACGCAUCCUCUCCCACGAGUACGUGGUGCCGGAGAUCACCAUGCCCUCGACUUACCCGCAGGUGCCCGAGGUGCAGGUCGUGCCUGGCAACACCGACACCCACGUCACCACCGACACCCACGUCGACACCCCCGCCACACCUGGCUACCAGAACCCGCCUGUCCCGGCCAACCCUCAGCCUCAACCCCCGAAGGCGCCGGUUCACUGCAUCCCUGGCAGCCCGAACAACCCGGCCGACUGCAUCAAAGCGCCUGUCGUGCCUGCUCCCGUCGUGCCUGCGCCCAUCGUGCCGCCUGCGCCCGUCUACCCCGGCGGUUCGAACACGUGCGUCGAGGGCGACCCGAACAACGCGGCCGACUGCGUCCCUGCCGCAAACCCGUCGGAUGUCUACCUCCCUCCUGUGGGUACUGGGUACUUGCCCAACCCCACCGACGUGCCGGUCAUGGCCGGUGCUGGUCGCGUGGGCGCUGGUCUUGGCCUCAUCGCCUUGGUCGCUGCCGUUGUCGCUCUGUAG
Drechmeria coniospora is the source of this 4137-nucleotide messenger RNA. RefSeq lists its product as uncharacterized. NCBI's taxonomy places the organism in Eukaryota, Fungi, Ascomycota, Sordariomycetes, Hypocreales, Ophiocordycipitaceae. The coding region runs from base 1 to 4137 and encodes 1378 amino acids. The record is from RefSeq and is a predicted model, not a curated record. The transcript has 2 exons.